Messenger RNA from Aspergillus affinis, 1092 nucleotides. Its product is annotated as DUF500 and UBA/TS-N domain protein. The transcript has a single exon. Lineage: Eukaryota; Fungi; Ascomycota; Eurotiomycetes; Eurotiales; Aspergillaceae. Bases 1 to 1092 code for a protein of 363 amino acids. Gene Ontology annotation, molecular function: phosphatidylinositol binding. The record is from RefSeq and is a predicted model, not a curated record.
AUGUGGUCCAAAACCAAGGGCAUCGGCAAGAAAAACUUCGACAAAGCUUGGGGCGCCCUGGACAAGCUCGGUGCGCCCGUCAACCGACUGAGUAACAAACUCGGCUCCGAGGCCUUCUGGCCAAUGUCGCUAGGCAAGGAAAGCGAAAAGGUCGCUCGCAUUCUGCGGAGCUUCUGUAAAGAUGGAGUUUACGUCGAAGAAUUCACACAGUCGACGCCUCCGCCGACAAACGGGAAUAAUGCCUUGAAAAAACACAUCGACAAGCCGGUUGGAAAGCCGAAAGUGUUGAAGAAGAUCCCGUCAGAGGUUAUCCGACAGGCCAAGGGCUUGGUGAUUUUCACUGCCAUGAGAACGGGACUGUGGUUCAGCGGUGCUGGAGGUAGCGGAAUCCUGCUGGCCAGGGUUCCAGAAACCGGCGAAUGGAGCGCACCCUCCGGAAUUUUGCUGCAUACGGCUGGACUGGGGUUCCUCGUUGGUGCAGAUAUUUACGACUGCGUCAUGGUGAUCAAUACAUACGAGGCGCUGGAAGCAUUCACGAAAGUCCGCGUCACCCUGGGUAGUGAGAUCAGCGUGGCUGCCGGUCCUGUUGGGAUAGGAGGAGUGUUGGAAUCGGAAGUGCAUACCCGUCGGGCACCCAUCUGGUCAUAUGUCAAGAGCCGGGGUUUCUACGCCGGUGUACAGGUGGACGGAACGGUUGUUAUCGAACGGAUGGACGAGAAUGAGCAAUUCUAUGGUCGGAAAAUCCCUGUCCAAGAUAUUCUGAAGGGCAAGGUCUCUUCUAAUCAUCCGUCGGUGAAAAUUUUAAUGCAUACGAUCCACUCGGCGCAAGGCGAUAAGCAUUUCGACGAGGCUCCCGCUGGGAUGCAGGCGCCUACAGGACCGAGCCCUAGCGACUAUGCACCCGAGGAUCUUGCACAUAGCAAUAUGGCAGAACCAACAGCAGGUCCGCCGAUGGGACCACCGACGGGGUUCUCAACGGGACCCCCAAUGCCAGGAGGUCCAACAGGUCCAACAACGCCACAUAGCGGCGGACUAGCGGCGGAAUAUUAUGCUAGCGGAGCACAGCAAGGCCCUCCGCCUAGAUACAGCUAG